CAUCAACCAUCACAUUCACUUAAACAUGCUGUGCGCAAUCUCAGGAGAGGCACCACAAGUGCCCGUGGUCUCGCCCAAGAGCGGCAGUGUCUUCGAGAAGCGACUCAUUGAGGCAUAUAUCUCGGAGAAUGGAAAGGACCCCGUGAAUGGGGAGGAGCUUGCCGCAGACGAACUCAUCGAGGUCAAGUCCCAGCGCGUCGUUCGGCCUCGACCUCCCACCCUCACCUCGAUCCCCUCAUUGCUCAGCGUCUUCCAGGAAGAGUGGGACGCCCUGGCUCUCGAGACCUAUACUCUACGACAGACUUUGGCACAGACCCGGCAGGAAUUGAGCGCGGCGCUCUACCAACACGAUGCCGCCGUUCGGGUCAUUGCUCGGUUGACGAAAGAAAGGGACGAGGCCCGCGAUGCACUAUCGAAGGUUACUGUCAGCGCCAAGAGCGAUGGUGAGGCUAUGCAGGUUGACGCCACCGGCCUGCCCGAGUCGGUGCUCGCUCGCGUGGAAAGUACACAGGCUUCACUCUCCAAGACCCGUCGCAAGCGUCCUAUCCCCGAAGGCUGGGCUACCAGUGAGACCAUCUCCGCUUUCAAGCCUACUCAGACCUCCGAGACCCUUCAGCCCGGCGCGAAGGCAUUGUCUGUCAACUCGUCCGGGGAGUUAGCGAUCGUUGGUGGCGCGGAGGGCACCGCCAGCGUGUACUCCAUGUCCCAGAAACAGGCUGUUCAGAGUCUACAAGCAGGUGGACCUGUCACCGGUGCCGCAUGGGCGGGUGAGAAGGCCAUUGUUGCAUCGUCUACUGGCUCUGUCAAGGUGUUUGAGAAUGGAAAUGAAGUUGCAAGCUUCAACUCCCAUGCCGGAGCAGCGACGGCCGUGGCUGUACAUGCCACCGGCGACAUCGUGGCUUCCGUCGGUGCCGAUAAGAGCUACGUGCUGUAUGACUUGACGACGAACUCCGUGAUCACCCAGAUCUUUAGUGAUGCCUCUCUCCUUUCCGUUCACUUCCACCCUGAUGGCCACCUUCUUGCUGCUGGUGGCCAGGAUGGCCAAAUCAAGAUCUUUGAUGUGAAGACCGGUGCUGCCGCCGCGAGCUUCGCGAUGACCGCCCCUGUCAAGGGUCUUUUCUUCUCUGAGAACGGUACCUUCUUGGCUGCCGUUACUGAGAACUCUACCACGGUAUCCAUCUGGGAUCUCCGCAACGGUCAGGAGAUCAAGGUGAUUGAGACGGGCAGCCAGGUUGAUUCGAUCAACUGGGAUUACACUGGACAAUUCCUGCUCACGGCCGGACCCAGCGGGUUGACAGUCAACCAGUACUCCAAGGCCGCCAAAUCGUGGUCGGAGUCUCUGCGGAGCGCUGUACCCGCAGUGGCCGCAGUUUGGGGCUCUGCUGCUCAGAGCAUCGUGGCAUUGAGUACUGAAGGUGGCGUUACGGAGCUGACCGCACAGUAAUUAUGAAUGAUACCUGGUGACAGUGAAAUGGAAAUCAACAAUAUUUGUCCUGUAUUUCUAGCUGGUUGUGGUUCGACUCUUGAACUUUCUGUGUGAACGGCGUCUCUAUUUGGAAUCUCUUUCUCUUUUGUGUCUUUUUUUUUCUUUUUGUUUUCAUCUCACAGAGCCAGAUCAUGAACGAAUAUUUAGAAUCCAAGAAUCAGGAUGAAAAGUG
This is a messenger RNA of Aspergillus homomorphus CBS 101889, 1658 nucleotides long. Its product is annotated as WD repeat PRP19 family protein. Gene Ontology annotation, cellular component: Prp19 complex; cytoplasm; U2-type catalytic step 1 spliceosome. The record is from RefSeq and is a predicted model, not a curated record. The transcript is spliced from 5 exons. Gene Ontology annotation, molecular function: protein binding; ubiquitin protein ligase activity. NCBI's taxonomy places the organism in Eukaryota, Fungi, Ascomycota, Eurotiomycetes, Eurotiales, Aspergillaceae. Gene Ontology annotation, biological process: protein ubiquitination; DNA repair; mRNA splicing, via spliceosome. The coding region runs from base 26 to 1444 and encodes 472 amino acids.